UCCAUACGGUCUGCAGCACUGAAGACAGAACACUUGUGGUAAGGUAUCUACCCCCAGGAGGGUGAAGAACAAGCCACACACUGCUUUGGGGAGCCCAGCCUGGAGCAGAACAGCAAGGACAGACACCGUGCUAGUAACCUGCGGUUUGAAGUCAUCACUUUCAGUCCCCUGUGACCAGGGCCAGGGUCUCCACACCUGUGAGAGGAAGCCAAGAUCUAAAGAAUCUGAAAUUUGAGAGAGAAACUGCAGCUGCCAGUUUGUGGGUUGGAACAUUAUUGCUUCACCUCUGCUCUCCCAACAUCUGCGCUAGUGAGUGUGUGGUUGAACUGCCUGCUUCCCUUUCUACACCAGAUCUGGCUCUCCCAUCCACGUAGAGAACCACUCCUGCCGGGGGAAUGAAUUCCACAGAGUCCCACUUCAGAACGGAGGAUUAUGCCAGUACAGAUUAUUCUAUUCCUCCAGACCACGGGCCAUGCUCCCUAGAAGAGGUCAGAAAGUUCACCAAGGUAUUUGUGCCAAUUGCCUACUCCUUAAUAUGUGUCUUUGGCCUCCUGGGCAAUAUUAUGGUGGUGAUGACCUUUGCCUUCUACAAGAAAGCCAGGUCCAUGACCGACGUCUACCUGUUGAACAUGGCCAUCACAGACAUACUCUUUGUCCUCACCCUACCGUUCUGGGCAGUUACUCAUGCCACCAACACUUGGGUUUUCAGCAACGCCCUGUGUAAACUGAUGAAAGGCACAUAUGCGGUCAACUUUAACUGUGGGAUGCUGCUCCUGGCCUGUAUCAGCAUGGACCGGUACAUUGCCAUCGUCCAGGCAACCAAAUCUUUUCGGGUACGCUCCAGAACACUGACGCACAGUAAGGUCAUCUGCGUGGCAGUGUGGUUCAUUUCCAUCGUCAUCUCGAGCCCCACAUUUAUCUUCAACAAGAAAUACAAGCUGGAAAUCCAGGAUCGUGACGUCUGCGAGCCACGGUACAGUUCUGUCUCAGAGCCCGUCACGUGGAAACUGCUGGGUAUGGGACUGGAGCUGCUCUUCGGCUUCUUCAUCCCUUUGCUGUUUAUGGUGUUCUGCUAUCUGUUCAUUAUCAAGACCUUGGUGCAGGCCCAGAAUUCCAAGAGGCACAGAGCCAUCCGAGUCGUGAUCGCUGUGGUUCUCGUGUUCCUGGCUUGUCAGAUCCCUCACAACGUGGUCCUCCUCGUGACUGCGGUCAACACGGGCAAAGUGGGCCGGAGCUGCAGCACCGAGAAAGUCCUCGCCUACACCAGGAACGUGGCCGAGGUCCUGGCUUUCCUACAUUGCUGCCUCAACCCUGUGUUGUAUGCGUUUAUUGGACAGAAAUUCAGAAACUACUUCAUGAAGAUCAUGAAGGAUGUGUGGUGUAUGAGAAGGAAGAAUAAGAUGCCUGGCUUCCUCUGCGCCCGGGUUUACUCAGAAAGCUACAUCUCCAGGCAGACCAGUGAGACCGUCGAAAAUGAUAAUGCAUCGUCCUUUACCAUGUAACAUAAGAGCACAAAGCAACAUUGCCCCAUAGCCUUGGUGAAACUUGCUAUUACAUAUGAAAA
Mus pahari (shrew mouse) is the source of this 1564-nucleotide messenger RNA. It is a transcript of the gene Ccr6, whose product is annotated as C-C motif chemokine receptor 6. Gene Ontology annotation, biological process: thymocyte migration; immune response; G protein-coupled receptor signaling pathway. Gene Ontology annotation, molecular function: C-C chemokine receptor activity. The record is from RefSeq and is a predicted model, not a curated record. Gene Ontology annotation, cellular component: membrane. The transcript is spliced from 3 exons. Bases 396 to 1502 code for a protein of 368 amino acids. Lineage: Eukaryota; Metazoa; Chordata; Mammalia; Rodentia; Muridae.